This is a messenger RNA of Penicillium nucicola, 867 nucleotides long. RefSeq names its product endonuclease/exonuclease/phosphatase family protein. The transcript has a single exon. The coding region runs from base 1 to 867 and encodes 288 amino acids. Lineage: Eukaryota; Fungi; Ascomycota; Eurotiomycetes; Eurotiales; Aspergillaceae. Gene Ontology annotation, molecular function: 3'-5'-RNA exonuclease activity. The record is from RefSeq and is a predicted model, not a curated record.
AUGAGGACCCUAGCCAUCCCCAUACGAGUUCUAACACAUAACAUUCGACAUGGCGGUUCGGAUCUGUUCAGAGGCGAACUAUCCUGGGAUGAUCGCAAAGAAUUACUUUUAAACGAGUUUAAACAUGAAACUCGAUAUUGUGACGAGUCAUUCAUUUGCUUGCAGGAGGUUCUCCAUGAGCAACUUGGUGAUGUGGUGACCGGCUUGAACCAGGAUAUAUAUCCCGCGGCAUCGGAAUGGGCAUGUAUUGGAGUUGGCAGAGACGACGGUCAACAAGCUGGAGAAUAUUCACCUAUUUUCUAUCGACCACUAGCUUGGCAGUUAGUGCAUUGGGAGACAGUAUGGCUAUCCGAAACGCCGAAUAUACCAUCGAAAAGCUGGGAUGCAGCCUCGAUUCGCAUCGUCACCAUUGGUAUUUUCCAGCAUCGUAAGAAUGGCCAUACUGUUCUUGCCAUGAACACCCACCUUGAUGAUCAGGGAUCUCGCUCCCGUUGGGAAGCUGCACGUAUAAUUCUAGGAAAGAUUCACGAGUACAGCCAGAAUCAGUUUUCCAAUCUCAUCUCCGGCACCUUCUUAGCCGGUGAUUUGAAUAGCGAAGAGAACCAGGAAGCUUACCAAGUAUUGACAACAAGCUUGCUAGAUGCAUACAAGCAAGUCCCCAGCUCAUAUCGCUUUGGUGACUAUAUCACUUGGACUGGAUUUGGAUACGAGGACGAACCCCGCUCACGCAUUGAUUAUGUCUGGGUACCUAAGGAGAGCCCGACGCAAAGAUUGAAAGUUGCUGGGUAUGCUGUACUGCCAAACCAGUUUGAUAAUGAUGUUUUGAGCUCUGAUCAUCGUGCUGUUGUGGUGGAUCUCAUACUGUGA